AUGGCGGUCAACGGCGACAUAAAUCACCUCGGCUGGUGGUCCGAGCAGCUGAAGGAUCUCACCGUCUCACCACUGACAAGAGAUUACCCCGAGGUAGCAUCGGAGAACGUCCCCAAGAGGGCAAUUGAGGCAGUAGAAUCCCUAGCAGCGGACGAGGAAACCAACGAGUCCAUCAAGACGCUCGCGAAGAAUACGACUCCCACAAAUGUUAUGCUUACGGCUCUCGUUAUCCUCGCCGCGCGACUCACCGGUGACGAGGACAUUAGUCUUGGCGCCAACGAUGCACCUAAUACUGACCCUUUUGUCUUGAGGCUGUUCCCAGCAGCCUCCGAAUCAUUCGAGGCUCUCGGACAGAAGGUCAGCAGCACCUCUGACGCAGCGAAAGAGAGGAAGGUGGCUUUGGAUGCAUUGCAGUCUCAUCUCAAGGUCUCUGCAUUGUUUCGAUUUGCGGCCUUCAACUCCAGCGCCGAUGCAGCGCUUGCGGGAGUUACAGUUGAAUCCACAGACUUGCUAAUUACCUAUACAUUCUCGCAGUCUGGCAGCCUGUUUCUUUCUGCGAGGUACAACCAGCGACUCUUCUCCAGCGCCAGGAUGGCGGGCAUACUAGCCCAGAUCACGGUACUUCUGAGGAACGCAGCUCAAGAUCCUGUCAAGGCCAUAGGGGCUAUCGACUUCUGCACUCCGGAGCAAGAGAUGCUGCGUACAGACCCCACGUCGGACCUAGAGUGGUCCUCGUUCAGAGGGGCAAUCCACGACAUCUUUGCUGCCAACGCUGAGGCACAUCCUGAUCGAACGUGUGUGGUCGAGACGAAAUCAGAGGAUGCUCCCGAGCGUGUGUUCAAUUACAAGCAGAUCAAUGAGGCUUCUAACAUUCUUGCACACCAUCUUGUGCAGUCCGGCCUAGAGAUCGGAGACGUUGUCAUGAUUUACUCCUACCGAGGUGUGGACCUCAUGGUCGCUGUUAUGGGCAUCCUAAAGGCUGGUGGUACCUUCUCUGUGCUAGACCCUGCCUACCCUCCUGAUCGUCAAAAUAUCUACCUUGAGGUCUCAAGGCCACGGGCACUUGUUAUCAUCGAGAGAGCCACAAAAGAAGCCGGACAGUUGGAUCAAAAGGUGCGCAGUUAUAUCGCUGAAAAUCUCAGUCUCAAGACAGAAGUGCCAGAACUCUUCCUUCACGAUGAUGGGAUUUUGACCGGCGGCAACGUUGACGGCAAGGACAUCUUCGAUUCCGUACAGUCAUUGAGGGCCAAAGGCGCCGGCGUGGUAAUUGGGCCUGACUCUACUCCUACUCUAUCCUUUACCUCGGGAUCAGAAGGCAAGCCCAAAGGUGUGCGAGGUCGACAUUACUCUCUAGCGUUCUAUUUUGACUGGAUGGCCAAGACCUUCAAACUUUCGGACAAGGACAAGUUCACGAUGCUGAGCGGCAUCGCCCACGAUCCUAUUCAAAGAGACAUGUUCACGCCGCUGUUCCUGGGCGCACAACUGCUCGUCCCAGCCAAGAACGAUAUCCAGAACGAGCGACUAGCUGAAUGGAUGGCUGAGCAUGGUGCGACGGUAACACAUCUUACCCCUGCCAUGGGUCAAAUUCUUGUUGGGGGUGCUGUCGCAAAGUUCGACAAACUGCAUCAUGCAUUCUUUGUUGGCGAUAUUCUCAUCAAGCGUGACUGCAGAUCGUUGCAAAAUCUUGCCCCAAAUGUCAACAUUGUGAACAUGUACGGGACUACAGAGACUCAGCGAGCGGUAAGCUACUACGAAAUUCCAUCAAGAACCCAACGAGAAGGCUUCCUGGAUGGUAUGAAGGAUGUCAUCCCCGCUGGGCGUGGAAUGUACAAUGUGCAGAUGCUGGUGGUAAACCGCUUCGACACUUCGAAGCUGUGUGCUGUAGGCGAAAUUGGCGAGAUCUAUGUUCGAGCAUCAGGUCUAGCAGAGGAAUACCUCGGUACACCAGAUCUGACGGCUAAGAAGUUUGUGAAGAAUUGGUUCCCAGGUCACGAGAAGGGCAUCGAAGAGGAUAAAGCGCGUCUCCAAAAGCUCAAAGAUCAGCUUUGGGCAGACCCGAAGCUCUACUUUGGGCCUCGAGAUAGACUGUACCGGAGUGGCGACCUCGGCAGGUACACGCCAUCCGGUGACGUGGAAUGCUCGGGCCGUGCAGACGACCAGGUCAAGAUUCGAGGGUUCAGAAUCGAGCUAGGUGAGAUUGACACACACUUAUCUCAACAUCCACUCGUGAGAGAAAACAUCACCCUUGUGCGGAGAGACAAGUUCGAGGAACAGACUCUUGUCAGCUACGUUGUCCCACAAAUCAAAUCAUGGCUGAUGUUCUUGAGAGAGCGUGCUCUUGAAGACCAGCAAGAUGACGGUACACUCGUCGGCCGCUUCGAAAGAUUCAAAUUACUCCAGCAAGCUGUCGUCGAGCACCUCAAGACGAAGCUACCAGCAUACGCAGUUCCUUCCAUCAUUGUACCAAUGAGAGCCAUGCCUCUCAAUCCCAACGGCAAGAUCGAUAAGCCAAAGCUGCCUUUCCCAGAUACUGCGAUGCUCUCAGCAUCAAGGAGAAGGAGAUCUUCUACAAUGGCACGACUCUCAGAGGCUGAGCUGACCUUGGCUGGUGUCUGGGCUAAACUCGUGCCUGGAUUGACGCCGAAUACUGUGAAGCCAGACGAGUCUUUCUUCGACAUUGGAGGCGACAGCAUGAAAGCACAACAGCUUGCGUACAUGAUCAGAAGAAACCUCGGGGCUGAUCUGGCCAUCAACAGAAUCUAUAGCAAACCCACGUUGAAGGACAUGGCUGCGACCGUCGACAGGUUGAAGUCAGCAGAAUCACUGACCGGCCAGGAGGAGGAUCUCAAGACUCAUUUGGGAAUGGAGUACGGCAAAGAUGCCCUGGAGGUGGCCAAGCAGCUUCCAGUCUCCUUCAAAGAGGUUGGAGACACUUCCAGCCCUGUGGUAUUUUUGACCGGUGCUACUGGCUUCCUCGGUUCUUUCAUUCUGAAAGACCUUCUUGAGCGAACAUCACCAGCCAUCUCUAAGGCUAUCUUGCUUGUUCGGGCGAAAGAUGCAGAAACGGCGUUCAGCCGAGUCAAGAUGACGUGUGCUGCUUAUGGCGUGUGGCAAGAAGCAUGGGCCAGUCGCAUACAAUGUGUCACUGGCAGUCUCGGACCGGCCAAGUUCGGUCUAUCUGAUGAGGACUGGUCAGCUUCUGCGGACGCGGACGUUGUCAUUCACAAUGGUGCUCAAGUCCACUGGAUCAACACCUAUGAUAUGCUUAAGCCACCCAAUGUUCUCGGCACAGUUGAAGCCAUCAAGCUCUGCGCAGAGGGCAAGCCAAAGAGAUUCUGCUUCGUCUCAUCCACCAGUGUCCUUGACAGCGAUCAUUUUGUGCAUGAGUCUGAACGUAUUAUUGCAGCUGGAGGAGAAGGCAUCUCCGAGGAUGAUGAUCUCUCUGGCAGUAAGACGGGCCUCGGUACUGGCUACGGUCAGACAAAAUGGGUUUCCGAAUAUCUUUCGCGCGAGUCAGGCCGUCGCGGUCUAUCUGGUUGCGUUGUUCGACCGGGCUACGUGCUAGGGGACUCCAAGACUGGCGUGACAAACACUGAUGACUUCUUGAUUCGCAUGCUGAAGGGCUGCGUACAACUUGGCGCACGUCCAAAUAUCAAUAACACAGUCAACAUGGUGCCCGUCAACCACGUGGCGCGAACGGUCGUCGCCUGUGCUUUCCACCCACCUACCACUGGUGUUGGCGUGGCACAGAUCACUGGCCACCCCCGGCUACGCUUCAACCAGUUCCUGGCGGCACUGCAAACGUAUGGCUACAGCGCUAAGCUUACCGACUACGUUCCGUGGGCCUCCAGCCUUGAGCACUACGUGUCGUCGAAUGCAGACUUUGCCUUGAUGCCCCUUUUUACCUUCGUAGCUAAUGAUUUACCGUCGAAUACCCGAGCACCGGAGCUAGACGACAGCAAUGCAGAGGCCGCGUUGUACGCAGACAAGGACUGGACAGGUGAAGAUGUGAGUGCUGGAAGCGGAGUUACGAAGAACACGAUCGGCCUCUACCUGAGCUAUCUAGUGGCUACUGGUUUCCUUCCGCCUCCCACAAGAGAAAAAGCGGAAGACUCAGAGCAGCCCGUCAAGAAGCUGCCCAAGGUCGAUGUCGGCGAGGCGCAGACAAAAGCACUGAAGAGUGUGGGGGGUAGAGGUGGCACAGCUUAG
Cyphellophora europaea CBS 101466 is the source of this 4209-nucleotide messenger RNA. RefSeq names its product L-aminoadipate-semialdehyde dehydrogenase. Gene Ontology annotation, biological process: L-lysine biosynthetic process. The transcript has a single exon. Gene Ontology annotation, molecular function: phosphopantetheine binding; L-aminoadipate-semialdehyde dehydrogenase [NAD(P)+] activity. Lineage: Eukaryota; Fungi; Ascomycota; Eurotiomycetes; Chaetothyriales; Cyphellophoraceae. The record is from RefSeq and is a predicted model, not a curated record. Bases 1 to 4209 code for a protein of 1402 amino acids.